Anopheles stephensi (Asian malaria mosquito) is the source of this 1920-nucleotide messenger RNA. RefSeq names its product venom protease-like. The record is from RefSeq and is a predicted model, not a curated record. Gene Ontology annotation, biological process: proteolysis. Gene Ontology annotation, molecular function: serine-type endopeptidase activity. The coding region runs from base 221 to 1429 and encodes 402 amino acids. Lineage: Eukaryota; Metazoa; Arthropoda; Insecta; Diptera; Culicidae. The transcript has 4 exons.
GCCGGGAGGAGGGUUGAGAGUUCUGAAUCCACCCAGCUACAGCUUUCAACAAGCGAAUUUGAACUGGCGGAUGAGUGUGGACCGCACGUUUCUAUCAAAUGAUUGUUUGCUGCGUGAGAACAGUAAAGCCAUGUUGUGCUCACCGCUACACGCAGCCCCAAUCGAAGUGAUCGCGAUCGCGAAUCGGGCGCAUUCGUAGCGCUGAACUGGAGCAGUGAAGAUGGGUUCCCGCAUCGACGUACGUUUCCGGCAUCGCGAUGAUGCGUCAUCGCCGGCGCUUCUUUCGAUCGUGUUGCUACUGUUUGCCAUCGGAGGUGUGGUGCGUGCAGAUUUAGAAGUCGGUGACAAGUGCACAGUGCAGCGUACGAACGAACCUGGUAUCUGCCGACUCGUUUCCGAGUGUGCGCCCGUAAUUGAUGAUAUUCGCAAUCGACGGGGAAAUCCUACCAAGUGUGGCUUCAUCGAUCGUGUACAGAUUGUUUGCUGUCCGCAGGCGGAUACCACCACAUCCGUAGCAUCGACGACUCCCCAACCCGCAACGACACGCAACAAUCAUCAACGGGUCGCGGAAAAGUGCGCAGAAUACGGACAGGCGGUAUUUUCAAAGGAAUACGUUAACACGCUAACCGCAGCCGAGCCAAAGCUGCAAACGCUUGAUAAAUGUGGCCACACGGCAGUGGAGCUGAUAGUGGACGGUGAGCUGGCAAAAGCGCGUGAGUUCCCCCAUAUGGCACUGAUUGGUUUCGGCGAGACACCCGAUAUACGGUAUCUGUGCGGAGGAUCGCUCGUAUCCGACCGGUUCGUGCUGACGGCAGGGCACUGCCUAACGUCCAGCAAUUUUGGACCAGCCACCAUUAUACGGCUGGGCGAGUUAUCGUUGAGCUCAUCGACGGAUGAAGCCUUCCCGGAGGAUUAUGACGUCGCCGAACGCAUUCCCCAUCCCGAGUACAAGCAAACGUCACACUACAACGAUAUUGCUCUGAUCAAGCUUAACCGUAAGGUGAUCUUCAGCCCCUACAUACGUCCCAUCUGCCUGCCAGUGGAAGAAAUCUUCACGCAGCAGCGUGCCAUUGCGACGGGUUGGGGUGCGAUCGGGUUCGGUCUGGAGCAAAGCAGUGCACUGCUCAAGGUGACGCUGGACAGGUUCCGGUUCGACGAGUGUGCAGAGCUGUUCGAACCGACCCGUAAACUGCGCACCGGACUGAACGCCACCACGCAGAUGUGUGCCGGGUCGCGCAAUUCCACCAAAGACACCUGCCAGGGUGAUUCCGGUGGACCGUUGCAGGUGUACAACGAUGCUAACGUGUACUGCACCUACACCGUGAUCGGCAUUACCUCGUUCGGGCAAAACUGUGGAUUGGCCGGUGUACCGGCAGUGUACACAACCGUCUACCCGUAUCUUUCGUGGAUAGAGAAUUUGAUUUUUUAAAGCAAAUCCGUAACGUAAAUGCACAGUACCUUUGCUUAGGGCAGCACGCGCUAGGAAGUGUUGUACCGUUCGCUCAUCAUUAGCUGGUAGAUGAUUUUGCUCAGCUUCUCUCCAAUCAUCCGGUUCGUCGGUCCGUACGGUAGGUUUAGCAGGCGCUGGCGUUCGGUCUCGCUGGGGCACCGCUCGUACGCCCGGAACAGUCGCUGCGGGGUCGGGUACUUAUCCACGAUCGCGUUCACCUUCUCGAUCGUCAGCAGCUUUAUCUGCAGCAGCUGCUUCAUGAAAACGUCCUGAACGGUGCUGUCGCGCGUUUUCGCCGAUUGUUUGUAGAAGUAAUCAAACGAUAGUAGCGGGACCGUUUGGCUGGAAAAGCGGAAAGCGUCGCGCGGAUCAUCCGAAGCGGGUCGAUCGGUAACGUUCAGGUAUAGUUUAUCCUAUAGGAAUAAGCAUGUAACGCAAGCUGUUUGUUAAUACUACACGACAAAAAAGCA